AUGAGCAAGUACUUUGUGACCAUUUUGUGGCUACUUCCGGUGCUAGCCGCGGCCCUGCCAGCCAAUGACAAACCUGGAAACGAAAACGACCUCAUGGCGACCAUCUACAGCGACUGUCUGAAGAAGGAGUCGAUCAACUGCAUCAAAUACAAAGUAUUUUCGUACGUGGACAAGAUGCUCGUUGAUAAGGAGGAUAUCACGCUCACGGACGGCAUCACUGUGGUCAAGACGUCGAACGCCGAGGAAGGUGCACCUAGAUCAAUCGAGUCUAGCGAUUUGGAUACCCUUUUAUUCGACCGUCUGGGAAGAUUCUUGAGGACGCAUUCUGUCAAAGUCGACCUCAAGGGAACCGAUAUCCUUGGCGCCAUUGAGUCUGCCGGUCGAAGUUUCGAGGACUUUACCGACAAUGCUGUUGAAAGUCGUGGCAAGAAGAAGAAGGCACAAAAGAUCCUCGGUCCGUUGAUGAUGGCCCUGGCCCUGAAGGCAGCAGCCCUGUUGCCCUUGGCCCUCGGUGCGAUCGCCGCCAUUGCUGGUAAAGCUCUUCUGGUCGGCAAAAUCGCCCUUGUAAUUUCCGCCAUCAUUGGGUUGAAAAAGCUGCUCAGCUCUAGCGGAGGAAAGCACGUGACAUACGAAGUUGUGUCGCAUCCUCAUCACAGCAGUAGCCACAUUGUCAGCCACGAUGACGGCCAUGGUGGUGGUUACGGUGGCGGUGGCGCUGAUUAUGGCGGUGGUUAUUCCGGAAGCAGUGGCCACGGCUGGGCCAGGAGUUUACCUCAAGAUGCUCACGAGUUGGCUUAUCGCGCUCAUCAACCUCAAUCACAAGCAUGAAGAAUCUCGUAAAAAAUGUUCGGUCUUCGACGUUCCUCAUUUUCCUCUUUUCCUC
Molecule: messenger RNA, 883 nt
Organism: Bombus pyrosoma
Lineage: Eukaryota; Metazoa; Arthropoda; Insecta; Hymenoptera; Apidae
Exons: 3
Coding region: 1-828 (275 amino acids)
Source: RefSeq, a predicted model, not a curated record